GUCCUGAUCCUGCUUUUCACGGUGACUUGAUCCUAUCACAGCAAAAAAGACCUGCCUUUAGAUGGCGUCAGUGGAGAAGGAGGAGUUAACUUUUGGUGAAAGGCAGAGUGGAUUUCUUUCUUUCUUUUUUUUUUUUAAUUUAGCCUGGCAAGAGUUUCCUCUCUUUUUUUUCUUUUUUUUAAGCAACCUAUUGCACUCCACACUGCUUCCUAACCUCUCUCUCACAGACCUUUUGUAUUUGGAAAAGAGCCUUCCUCAUUCCCUGUAACCCGUUAGCUUGAGAGCUGCCUGCCUGCCUGCCUUUCUUUUCUUUUUUCUUUUCUUUCUUUUUUUUAAAAAAACUCCUUCUUUCCUUCUUUCUCUUUCUUUUUUCUUCCCCACCUCCUCCAGCUGUGGCUUAGGAAAAAAAAAAAAACUUGCCCUCAAGUCUGGAGCACUUUCUGGCAACAGGAAAAAAAAAACGAAUUUGGGGCAGCCAAGAGAAAAAAAAAAUACAGCCCACUUUCAGAAAGGGUAAGCAAAAUUAUUCUUUCUCUCUGCUCCAGCCCCCCACCCCACCCCUCUCCAGCCCUGGCUCCGUGGAGUUUGCCAUCCCAGCAAGGCUCAAAAUCCCGCACCAGGAUCGGGACUGCCAGGCUAUCGAGCUGGAGGUGCUGAGCACGGCCGCCAAGGUUGCUCCAGCUGAGAUUCCCCCCACUUCCUUUGGAGUUGGAGAGCGUGCAAUGCUGCAGAGAAUUGGCAUAUGCUGAAGGACAAGAUCCUGCUUCAACACGCCUUAAACAUCCCCCCAUCCUCACUGCCUUCCAGAGAGUGGCUGAGGAUGACCACGAAGGACCCUGGAACCUCUCUUGCAGUGGCUUAAGUGGUGGCUCAAAGAAAGAAAUGUUGGGGCAGAGUCGGUCAACUUGGUCCAAGCUAGCUGACACUAUCAAGAGCACCGCCGCCCAAGAUGGCAACAGUCUGGAGAUUUCUCACCUGGACACUCGUCUCUACCAUGUCUACAGGCAACCUUCCUGGCUACACUUUUCAGUCACAAGAAGAAUUUCUCUCCAACCUCAACCACUACGAGAUAGCCUUCCCCAUCCAGGUGGAUCAGAAUGGUGACUUUCUCAGUUUUGACAUAAAAAGCCAUCGGAAAUGGAGGUCCCGCCGGAGUGCAGGCCACCCCUCCUAUGACAUGCCUGAACAGCAUGUCUUUUACAAGGUCUCUGCUCACCGGACCCAGUUCCUCCUCAACUUGACGUUGCAUACCCACUUGCUGGCAAGGCGCUUCCGAGUGGAGUAUUGGAAAAGAGGUGGAGUAGACUAUCAACAUGAGUUCCACGAAGAUUGCCACUAUGCUGGUCAUUUACAAGAUGAGUAUCUGAACUCAAAAGUUGCUAUCAGUAAUUGUAACGGUCUGCAUGGUGUGAUAAUUGCAGAAGAUGAUGAAUAUUUUAUUGAACCCCUGACCCUUGGGGUCAAUAUCAGUGGGGAACAAGGACGAGAAGGAAGCCCGCAUGUGAUCUACAAACGGUCAUCCCUCCAGCACCCACAUAUGGAUACAGCUUGUGGUGUGUUAGAUGAGAAGCCAUGGAAAGGUAGACCCUGGUGGUUGCGACUGAAACCCUCCCCUUUGAAGACCCUGGGCAACUUUUCUCAAAGGGGGCAACUGCCUCUGAAGAGGUCAGUCAGCACUGAGCGUUAUGUGGAGACUCUUGUGGUGGCUGAUAAGAUGAUGGUGGGCUACCACGGCCGACGAGACAUAGAGGAGUACAUCCUGGCUAUCAUGAAUAUUGUUGCUAAACUUUUCCAAGACUCAAGUUUGGGCAAUAUCGUGAACAUUCUCGUAACCCGCCUUAUCCUGCUGACAGAGGACCAGCCCACCCUGGAAAUCAACCAUCACGCUGGGAAGUCCCUUGACAGCUUUUGCAAGUGGCAGAAGGCUAUUGUGAGCCUCAGCGGUGAUGGGAACGCCAUUCCUGACAACGGCAUCGCAAACCAUGACACUGCGGUUUUGAUCACCAGAUACGAUAUUUGCAUUUACAAAAACAAACCCUGUGGAACUUUAGGAUUGGCCCCCGUGGGUGGCAUGUGUGAACGCGAAAGGAGCUGCAGCAUCAAUGAAGACCUUGGCUUGGCGACAGCUUUCACCAUUGCUCACGAGAUAGGGCACACGUUUGGCAUGAACCAUGAUGGUGUUGGAAAUAGCUGUGGAUCCCGGGGACGGGAGACAGCUAAACUCAUGGCAGCUCAUAUUACCAUGAAGACCAAUCCCUUUGUCUGGUCAGCAUGCAGUAGAGAUUAUAUAACCAGCUUCCUGGACUCUGGAAUGGGACUCUGCCUGAAUAAUGCUCCACCCAAACAGGACUUCAUCUACCCCACUGUGGCUCCAGGACAAGCCUACGAUGCAGACGAGCAGUGCCGGCUUCAGUACGGAACAAAAUCUCGCCAGUGUAAAUAUGGGGAAGUUUGCAAUGAGCUGUGGUGUCUUAGCAAGACGAACCGGUGUAUCACCAACAGUAUUCCAGCUGCAGAAGGGACGAUAUGCCAGACUAACACCAUUGAAAAGGGGUGGUGCUACAAGCGGGAAUGCGUACCUUUUGGCAUGCGGCCAGAAGGGGUGGAUGGAGCAUGGGGCACCUGGUCAGCCUGGGGAGAGUGCAGCCGGACCUGCGGGGGAGGUGUUUCCUCAUCCAUUCGCUAUUGCGACAGUCCAAGGCCAACCAUUGGAGGAAGGUAUUGCCUAGGGGAACGAAAGCGCUACCGGUCAUGUAACAUUGAUGAUUGUCCUCCUGGAUCAAAAGAUUUCCGAGAGCUUCAAUGUGCUGAAUUUGAUCACAUCCCCUUUCGGGGCAAAUAUUAUACCUGGAAGACGUACCGAGGGGGUGGUGUCAAGUCCUGCUCACUCAACUGUUUGGCGGAAGGUUUUAACUUCUACACGGAGAGGGCUGCAGCUGUGAUCGAUGGAACGCCUUGCCGCCAAGACUCCCACGACAUCUGCGUCAGCGGAGAAUGCAAGCAUGUGGGCUGUGACCGCGUCUUAGGCUCAGAUACUAAAGAGGACAAAUGCCGGGUCUGUGGAGGAGAUGGAACCACCUGUGAAACUAUUGAAGGGAUCUUCAACCAUUCACUGCCUGAUGGAGGCUAUGAGGAGGUGAUACCGAUUCCCAAAGGAUCUGUCCACAUUGAUAUCCGGGAACUUAAUCAUUCUCUGAAUUAUCUUGCUCUGAGAGGAGAAAACGACGAGUAUUUUGUCAACGGGAAACUUUCGAUCGACCCUCCUCGGCGCUUUGACAUUGCUGGAACCACGUUCCACUACGGGCGCUCUCAGGAUGAACCAGAGUCACUCGAGGCCCUGGGCCCAACUAACAUCACCCUGAUUGUUAUGGUUCUUGUGCGAGAAGAAUUGCAGAGGAUCCGAUACAAGUUCAACGCACCCAUCGUUCGCAAUUCCAUGGCCCAAUAUUUAUGGCAGUAUGUCUCAUGGACAAAGUGUUCUGCCAUUUGUGCUGGAGGCAGUCAAGUUCAACCUGUUGUAUGCAGGAAUCAAGCUGACAGCUCCACGGUGCUUAAUCAUUUCUGCAACCCUGAAACCAAGCUACCAGAGAGGCCGCGGUCAUGUAACACUGAGCCAUGCCCGCCAACUUGGGUGAUCGGGAACUGGUCCGAAUGCAGUCGCAGCUGCAAUCAGGGAGUGCGGACCCGAAGUGUGAUCUGUCAGCGCAAAAUCUCCACCACGGAGGAGAAAACUCUGGAUGAUUCCUCUUGCAACCUGCCACGGCCUCAUGUGCUGGAACCCUGUAAUAAUCACACAUGUCCUCCAGAAUGGGUAGCCCUGGAUUGGUCUGAGUGCACUCCGAAUUGUGGACCUGGUUUCCGUCAUCGCAUUGUCCUUUGCAAAAGUGGUGACCAUCGUGCCACACUGUCUACCUCCCAGUGUCGUGAGAGCUCUAGACCCCCAAACACCAUAAGGUGUAGUCUUCGGCGCUGUCCACCCCCGCGGUGGGUCACUGGUGAAUGGGGAGAGUGUUCUGGGCAGUGCAGUUUUGGCCAGCAAAGGCGUUCUGUCCAGUGCGUGACCUACACAGGACAACCAUCUAAUGAAUGUGUGGAAGCCCUGAAGCCCUCAGCCAUGCAACAGUGUGAAAGCAAGUGUGAUUCUGGACUGACAGAAAACUCUGAAGAAUGCAAAGAUGUCAACAAGGUUGCCUAUUGCCCUUUGGUGCUGAAAGCUAAGUUCUGUAGUCGGUCAUACUUCCGACAGAUGUGUUGCAAAACCUGCCAGGGCCAUUAAACGGAUAUGUGUCCAUUUGGAACUGCAGGAAAACUGGAAAGGCCCAGGAGGGGAAGAGUCAGCUGCACCCUUUCCCCACCUCCAUCUGCUCUUUCCCCCAAGAUCAUCAGUGAAAAAGCCAGCACCAUAGGCUUUGGUGCUUCCAAAAGCCAAAGAAAACAUCUAUCUUCCCCAUUGGUUAAGGACCACUAUUAAACCACUGCUGAAACGUGCACUGAGACAGACAGUGGCAUAUCAGGCUAGGAUGUACUACACAGAGGCAGGAAGGAGACAGAAUGGAUGGGAAGGCACAUUUAAGCGCAUUACUUGAAAUGCUAAACAUUUGUAUUUAUUUUAUUACACAGCUGGGUACCAUGAUUGCUGGCCAACUGCACUAUCGUAACUAUAAACCUCCACUGCCCAACAGGGAAGGAAAUUCAAGUCACCAGCACCCCAUCUGCAUGUUUUAGAUUUUGCCCCCAAAAGCAGUGCCCGAAAUUUCCUCAUAUGUAGUGCUGCCUUACAGGCAAGCCUUUGGCAGGGUUAUGGAUUAGGGUAGAGAUAAAAGAACUGAAGAGAGAAGUGGAUGGAAUCACACCUAUAACCCAGGGGUUCUCAACCUUGGCAACUUUAAGACU
Messenger RNA from Crotalus tigris (Tiger rattlesnake), 4893 nucleotides. Its product is annotated as A disintegrin and metalloproteinase with thrombospondin motifs 10-like. The transcript is spliced from 25 exons. Bases 950 to 4276 code for a protein of 1108 amino acids. Lineage: Eukaryota; Metazoa; Chordata; Lepidosauria; Squamata; Viperidae. Gene Ontology annotation, biological process: proteolysis; extracellular matrix organization. Gene Ontology annotation, cellular component: extracellular matrix. Gene Ontology annotation, molecular function: metalloendopeptidase activity. The record is from RefSeq and is a predicted model, not a curated record.